Molecule: messenger RNA, 1338 nt
Organism: Penicillium cataractarum
Lineage: Eukaryota; Fungi; Ascomycota; Eurotiomycetes; Eurotiales; Aspergillaceae
Product: FAD-dependent oxidoreductase
Exons: 2
Coding region: 1-1338 (445 amino acids)
Molecular function (GO): FAD binding
Source: RefSeq, a predicted model, not a curated record
AUGAGUACUCGAGACAGUAACUUCAAAGUGAUCGUUGUGGGCGGAGGCCCGGUAGGACUCGCAGCUGCCCAUGCCCUUCACCUGGCUGGCAUUGAUUUCCUGGUCCUGGAGCGCAGGCCUGCCAUCGUGGAAGAUAAAGGCGCCAGCCUCAUUGUUCAUCCUCAUACCCUACGGGUUCUUCAUCAAUUCGGUGUACUAGAGAAGUUGCUCCCUCGGGGAGCCGAGCUGCACCAUCAUUUGUCUUUUACUGCCGAAGGAUACGUUUUCAAGGAGGGUACUCAAUAUGCCCAAAUACGCCAGAAUCACGGUUAUGGGCCGGUUGCAUUCCACCGCUCCGAAUUGAUUGAGAUUAUGUACAACGAUCUUCCGCUGGCCGCUAGAGAAAGAGUCUUAACAGACAAGAAGCUAGUCGACAUCAAGACGAAGCCAGAAGGCGUCAGAGUGAGCUGCGCAGAUGGCAGUACUUUCGAAGGAUCGAUUGUGAUCGGUGCCGAUGGUGUUCACAGCAAGACUCGCCAGUUAAUGCGCAAGCUCGCCCUCAAGACAAACCCUACACGAUCCUGGGACUCUGAGCAACCCUAUGCAGCAACAUAUCAGCUCCUAUACGGUUCAUUUCCGUCACCAUCUGCAUCGGGCUUUGGGUAUGAUAUCCAGGCAAAGGACAAGUCUAUCAUGUACUUUAGCGGUCCAGACCGCGGCUGGUUCUUCUUGUACAAGAAGCUUCCAAGGCCCACGCAAGAGCGCACAAAUUACACCGACAAAGACAUUGAGGAUGUCGCUCAGGAGUUCUUAGAAUUCCCGCUGACAAGAACCGUGAAGGUGAAAGACGUUUGGUCACGGAUGUUAGCCGCAGGUCUGACGAAUCUGGACGAGGGAAUCGUGGAACACUGGAGCCUGGGAAGAGUCGUCCUUGUUGGUGAUGCAUGCCACAAGAUGACCACGCAUCUGGGACUCGGAUUCAACAAUGGAGUCCAAGAUAUAGUGGUACUCUGCAAUAGUCUUCGAAAGAUUCUCAAUGCGGCUCCUAACGGGAACCCGAGUACAGGUGCCCUCACUGAGACUUUUGAGAAGUACAAGGCAGUUCGAAUGAGCUCCGAAUGCUCACUCAAGGGCGAUGUCUGGAAAUCUGGGGUUGAGACCCGUAUGCAUAGCUGGCAUAAUACGUGGUACUAUAUUCUGUCUCGGUAUCUAGUUAUUCCUAGCUGGACGGAGAGCUUGGUUAUGCGCUACGUUAUGGCGCCCGAGUUUCGCAAGGGACAAGUUCUGGAUUAUGUCGCAAAGGAAGAGCCGAUGAAAGGGAUGAUAAGCUGGCUGUAUCCAAUGAAGGACCUGAUCUGA